Molecule: messenger RNA, 2786 nt
Organism: Lycium barbarum (goji berry)
Lineage: Eukaryota; Viridiplantae; Streptophyta; Magnoliopsida; Solanales; Solanaceae
Product: protein TRANSPORT INHIBITOR RESPONSE 1-like
Exons: 4
Coding region: 287-2104 (605 amino acids)
Biological process (GO): SCF-dependent proteasomal ubiquitin-dependent protein catabolic process
Cellular component (GO): SCF ubiquitin ligase complex
Molecular function (GO): protein binding
Source: RefSeq, a predicted model, not a curated record
CCACCCCCGAUACUUACUUUCUCCAACAUCACAGCAGCAUCUCUUUCUCACAAGUUCUUCAACCCCACCUACUCCUUCAACCACCCCCCCACGCCUAAUCCCACCCCAACCACCCUCAUCUUCUCUUCUUCACCUCUCACACAGAUCUGAACUUCCAUUAACCAAGAUUCCACCUUUCUUGAACUUUCUUUACAAAAAAACAAAAAAAAAAAUGUCAACUUUAGUUCCUCAUUCUUGAACAUUAACCACUCAUUCUUGAACUUUCUGUACAAAAAAAGAAAAAAAAAUGUCAACUUUAGCCCCUCAUUACCGUACAAUAAUGGUAAAUUCACUUCCAUUAGAAGUACUAGAACACAUAUUUUCAAACAUAAUAUCAGACAAAGACAGGAACUCAAUAUCCUUAGUAUGUAAAUCUUGGUAUGAAGCUGAACGUUGUUGUAGGAAAAAUGUAUUUAUAGGAAACUGUUAUGCUGUUAGUCCAUCAAUCUUGAUCAAAAGAUUUCCAGAUAUUAGAUCUAUAAACAUUAAAGGGAAACCACAUUUUGCUGAUUUUGAUUUAGUACCUGAAGGAUGGGGUGCAUUUUUUUAUCCAUGGGUUGAUGAAAUGGCUAAAGCAUAUCCAUUUCUUGAGGAAAUUAGACUUAAGAGAAUGGUUGUUUGUGAUGAGUCAUUGGAGUUGGUUGCUAAGGCUUUUAAGAAUUUUAAAGUCUUGGUUUUACAGUCUUGUGAAGGAUUUACUACUGAUGGACUUGCUGCUAUUGCUGCUAACUGCAGGAAUCUGAGGGAACUUGACUUGGGAGAAAGUGCAGUGGAAGACUUGAGUGGCCAUUGGCUUAGCCAUUUUCCUGAUAGCUGCACAUCGCUCGUGUCACUUAACAUUGCUUGUUUGGCUUCUGAAGUCAGCUUUUCAGCUUUGGAACGUCUAGUUGCUCGCUCGCCUCAUCUAAAAACUCUUCGGCUCAAUCGUGCUGUGCCCAUCGAGAAACUGCCCAAGCUACUUCGCCAUGCUUCCCAGUUGGUUGAAUUUGGUACCGGGUCCUACUCUGCUGACAUACAAGCUGAUGUUUCCGAAGUUUUCGUAAACGUAUCUCAAGCUUUUUCGGGUUGCAAUCAACUCAAAGGCUUGAGUGGUUUUUGGGAAGCCGUGCCAGCCUACUUUCCAACUAUAUAUCCAGUCCACUCCCGACUCACCUCUUUGAAUUUAAGCUAUGCUACCAUUCAAAUACCUGAACUUGGCAAGGUCAUCAGCGAUUGUAACAAUUUGCAGCGGUUAUGGGUGCUAGAUUAUGUUGAAGAUAGCGGUCUUGAAGAGAUUGCCAACUCUUGUAAAGAACUUCAAGAGCUUAGGGUUUUUCCUUCUGAUCCAUUUGCUCCGGGACCAAAUGUAUCCUUGACUGAGCAAGGUCUUGUAGCUAUCUCAGCUGGCUGCCCUAAACUUCAGUCAGUUUUAUACUUUUGUCGCCAAAUGACUAAUUCCGCCUUGGUUACUAUCGCAAGGAACCGUCCUAAUAUGAUCCGAUUUCGUUUGUGUAUUAUCGAACCUCGAACUCGUGAUUACUUAACCCUAGAACCGCUUGAUUCCGGUUUUGGUGCCAUUGUUCAACACUGCAAGGAAUUGCGACGACUUUCCGUUUCGGGUCUCCUUACGGAUUGUGUGUUCGAGUACAUCGGGGCCCAUGCUAAGAAGUUAGAGAUGCUUUCCUUAGCUUUUGCCGGGGAUAGUGAUCUGGGUCUCCACUACGUGCUCUCUGGUUGUGAAAGCCUCCGUAAGUUGGAAAUUAGAGAUUGCCCUUUUGGCGACGAGGCUCUGUUGGCUAAUGCUGCAAAGCUGGAGACAAUGCGAUCCCUUUGGAUGUCUAAUUGUUCGGUAAGUUUUGAAGCAUGUAAGCUGCUAGGUCGAAAGUUGCCAGAACUUAAUGUUGAAGUCAUAGAUGAGAGGGGUCAUCCUGAUACGAGACCGGAAAGUUGCCCCGUUGAGAAACUUUACAUAUACAGGACAGUGUCGGGCCGGAGGUUCGACACUCCCGGUUUUGUUUGGAUAAUCGAUGAAGAUGAAGCUUUGACUAGAUAUAGCAACGGGAAUUGCUCGGUGGCUUCUGCUUAGGAAGACUUCAGUAUAUUUCAGGUGUUAUAUAGUUGAGAAGAUCAUUGGAAGAAACCAAGUGAAAAAUAAGUCAAAAGAUUGAAGAAAAUGAUAAACUGGCUAGGAUUCGACCCCGACUCAUAGUUGGUUUAACUAUAUUGUUGGCGAUCGUGUACACUUUCUCACUUUGAGGAGUAGAUUUGGACGUCAUUAAUUUACUCGCUUGAGCCUUGUGUAGUUGCAGUGCUGGUUAUGGUGGGAUUGAAGCUCAUGUGCUAUCAAUUUUACCCUUUGUCGAGCGACUUCACAGCUAUUAGUUACGAUUAAAGAGUUUAAACUCUCUUUGUUGUGCUGUAUCAGUAAAGACUAGUGUAGAUGUCCAAUUGUGUAGGCUAUUUGUAGACAUUUUGUAUCAUUAUGCAUCUGUUUAACUUUCUCUAGUGACUUGUUCUUCUGGCGAAAUGGUGCUGUCCACGUACCUCUGGACUUGUGGUCAUGUAUGGUUGUACUUUGAAGAUUAAUGUGAACCAAACCAUUAAAUUGAGAACAUUUUCAAGUGCAUUUCAUGACUUUGCUACAUGAUGCAAAUGGAAUUCCAUUUGUUAAACUUUUAGUAUCUGCUAGUUAUAGGCUCUUGCUAAGAAGGUGUUUCGGUGUUUUAAUAUUCUUUGUUCUCUUUCUAUAAAAUGGCCUUGAUAUACUA